AUGUUUGUUUUGGUUUUCACUGCCGAGAGGGAGUAAUUUUUGUGAUUUGUAAAAAUAUUGUAAUAAAGAUUAUACCUUUGCAGUCAUAUAAUUUCAAAUGUCUUGAUGAUUUUAAAAUAUUUCGAAUUUUAAGUAAAUAGAUCAUAUUACUUAUCAAUAUGGCCUCUUUGUUUGAUCAGUAUGAACAGGCUGCUUCUUUGUCUUCUGGAUAUAUGACAGGCAAACCUGUGAUACCAGAAAUGACAACAGCUGGUUUUAUUAAUGCAAAUUUGGAAGAUGAUACCCCCAUGUUUAGUAAGAAGAGGAUCAAUUUCAGCCCAAGCGAUUAUGUAACUCAUAUGGCUGUGAGUAACAACAAGCUUGUUCUUGGCAUGCGUAACAAAAUAAGAAGGAUGGAUCUGACUCAACCUGACAAUUUUGAUGACAUUGACUUGCAAAAAAGUACAGGUGAAAAAGCCAAAAUAUAUGAGUUAUUUCUAGACAGAAUGGGAGAUAAUCUUCUAAUAAGUUUGAUCCAUCCUGAAAAUAGUUUACCAUUAGAAAAUAUUCUUUUAUUUCGAUCAUCAAAGAAGGCACAGCAAUGUAGUAAAAUGAAGGGUCAUGCAAUCAGUUCAGUGGCUUGGAAUCCUCUGAAUUUAAAUGAUAAUACAACUGGACUAAUACUUAUUGGAACUGCAAAAGGUUUGAUAUUUGAAACUGAACUAGCAUGUGGUGAUGAAAGAUCCUUUUUUCAAAGUAGUCCAGAGCAAUAUUUCAAACAGGUUUUUGAUGUUGGAGCAAGUAGUGUCAUCAGUACUGAUUCAAAAGUUAUAACUGGCUUGGUUUUUCAUAAAAUAACUUCAGAUAAUUAUUUUGUGUUUGCCACAACUCCAAGCCGCUUAUUUCAAUUCAUGGGCAAUGCUAAUACAGGAGACCCACCUGUUCUACAAAAUGUUUUCAAUUAUUACAAAGAUGUUCCUGAAAGUUAUAUUGAAAUUCCUGGUAAAUUGCAAUACAGCAAACUGCAGUUAUAUUACCCAAGUAAUAAAGGUUUGCCGUCUGCAUUUGCUUGGAUGACAGAGCCUGGUGUAAUGUAUGCAAACAUCAAUUAUGCUGCUGAAUCUCCUCAAAACUUAAUAGCUGUUGGUCAAAAAUUAUUAUCAUAUCCAAAUGAUAAAGAAACAAAACCUCCCUUAUCAAUUGUUCUUACUGAGUUUCAUGUUUUGGUUUUAUUUCAUGAUAGAUUAAAAGUUAUUUGUGUGCUCAAUGAGCAGUUAGUUUUUGAAGAUUUUUUUACAGAAACAUAUGGCUCAUUGAAAGGAUUGGUCAAGGAUCCUGAAAAAGGCACUAUUUGGGCAUAUUCAGACAUGGCAAUAUAUCGAUACAGAAUUGCUAGAGAGGACAGAUUUAUCUGGGAAGUUUAUUUAGAUAAAAAUGAAUAUGGUCUUGCCAGGAAGUAUUGCAAGGGCGAUCCAGUGAAGAUUGACAAAGUUUUGACAAAGCAAGCAGAUAAUUUAUUUAAACUAGGAAGCUAUGAAGAAAGUGCUGUGAUAUAUGCUCAAACCCAUACUUCCUUUGAAGAAAUUGCUCUUAAAUUUUUAGAAGCUCACCAAGAGGGAGCUCUGCGAGAAUUUUUAAUUAAAAAACUUAAAGGACUGAAAAACCAGGACAAAACACAAAUCACCAUGAUUGUUAUGUGGUUGAUGGAAAUAUAUUUAAAUGAAUUGGGUGUCUUGCGGACUUCUGGCAAGCAUACUUCUCAGAAAUUUAUGGAACUUCAACAAGAAUUUCGUAAUUUGCUCAAGGAUCCAAGAAUAAAGGAUUGUGCAUCUAACAAUAGGAGUGCUAUCUAUAACUUAAUGUCUAAUCAUGGUGAUGAAGAUAAUCUAAUAUUUUUCACAAAUUUGAUGAAAGAUUUUGAAAAAGUGAUACAAUAUCAUUUGCAGCAUAAAAACUAUAAAGCUGCAUUAAAUGUUCUGUCUGAGCAUAGUCGUGCUGAAUUGUUCUACCAAUUUUCACCAGCCUUAAUGCAAACCAAUCCUAAAGAAACUGUUGAUGCUUGGAUAUCUCAAGAUCGUAAACUCAAUCCUGUCCAAUUAAUUCCUGCCUUAGUGCACUAUGACAAUAAAUCAGAUCCAAGACAAGGUAGUGAAGCAAUAAGGUAUUUGGAAUAUUGUGUGGAUAAAAUGGGAGUUAAAGAUCAAGCUAUACAUAAUUAUUUAUUAACUCUUUAUGCUCGGCUUCAAGAAACAGAUAAAUUGAUGGCUUACUUAUAUAGUCAAGAUGAAACACUUGUUCCGUAUGAUCAAAAGUAUGCUCUACGUAUUUGUUCAGAACUUCCAGGGCUUGAAAAAGCAUGUGUACAUAUUUAUGCAACAAUGGGCUUAUAUGAAGAAGCUGUGGAUUUGGCUCUGAAGGUAGAUAUUGAUUUAGCCAAAGAAAAUGCUGAUCGACCAGAAGAUAACGAUGAUCUUCGUAAGAAACUUUGGUUAAAGAUAGCAAAACAUGUUGUUGAAAAGAAAAAUGAUAUAAAAAGAGCUAUGGAGUUUUUGCAGGAAUGUGAUUUAAUCAAAAUUGAAGAUAUUUUGCCAUUUUUCCCAGACUUUGUUACUAUUGAUCACUUUAAAGAUGCCAUUUGCACAUCUUUGCAAGAAUAUAAUCAACAUAUUGAAGGUCUUAAAGAAGAAAUGGAAGUUGCUACUCAAAGUACCGAGGAAAUUAGAGGCGAGAUUCAAACUUUUAGAAACAAGUAUUCUAUGGUAACUGCUCAAGAAAAAUGUGCUUCAUGUGGUUAUCCCAUCAUGGGACGUUCUUUCUAUUUAUUUCCUUGCAAACAUGUUUUCCAUUCCAUUUGUAUGGUAGCUGAAGUAUUGCCCCAUUUGACUCCUACUAAAAUGAACCGUGUAUCUGAAAUUCAAAGGCAGCUGGCUGCUCUUGUUGGACAAGAAGACUCUGCCUCAAUAUCUUCAGCAUCUUUAAUGUCUGCAGCCAUGAGCACAAAAGACAGGCUAAAUGCUGAAUUGGAUGAUCUGGUGGCUUCAGAAUGUUUAUAUUGUGGAGAUAUUAUGAUAAGGUCCAUUGACAUUCCUUUCCUAAACAUGUCAGACUAUCCUUCAAUUUUGAAAAGUUGGGAAUAAUUUUUGAUGAACUGCUUUACCUGAUCACACCACAUUCUGUAGAGAGAUUUAGUAUUGUAUUGAAAUGUAAAUAUAUAUAUUUGUAUUUAAUUAUGAUAGUUUUAUCAAUAAAUAUUUUCGAUUUUGUUAUGA
Molecule: messenger RNA, 3248 nt
Organism: Argiope bruennichi
Lineage: Eukaryota; Metazoa; Arthropoda; Arachnida; Araneae; Araneidae
Gene: dor
Product: vacuolar protein sorting-associated protein 18 homolog
Exons: 29
Coding region: 159-3116 (985 amino acids)
Biological process (GO): endosome to lysosome transport; endosome organization; lysosome organization
Cellular component (GO): endosome; HOPS complex
Molecular function (GO): protein-macromolecule adaptor activity
Source: RefSeq, a predicted model, not a curated record